Xenopus laevis (African clawed frog) is the source of this 985-nucleotide messenger RNA. Its product is annotated as lysozyme g-like. The record is from RefSeq and is a predicted model, not a curated record. The coding region runs from base 156 to 713 and encodes 185 amino acids. The transcript is spliced from 5 exons. Lineage: Eukaryota; Metazoa; Chordata; Amphibia; Anura; Pipidae.
AGGUGUGGACUCAGAUGUGUUGUCUGAUCCAACCUGGUUAUUAACAACAAGGUGGAUCCUUAAUUAAAUCUAUAUAAAUAAUAGCUAUCGACAGCGUUGACACUUGUAAGCGUGCAUUUAGAAGAACUGACUGUUAGCAGCCUGAAAACAUCAAUAUGGCCUCAAAAUAUGGUGACUUAACAAAAGUUGAAACCACUGGAGCUUCGGAGGCAACAGCCAAACAAGACAAACUGAAAGAGAAAGGUGUUGCAGCAUCUCAUAAAAUGGCCCAGACUGACAACCCAAGGAUGCAGAAGUACAAAGCAAUCAUAUUAAGAGCUGCAGCAAAAGCAAAAGUAGAUCCUGCUUUAAUCUGUGGGAUAAUAUCAAGGGAAAGUCGUGCUGGUGCAGUGCUCAAGGAUGGUUGGGGAGAUCAUGGCAAUGGAUUUGGCCUAAUGCAGGUAGAUAAAAGACAUCAUACGCUAAAAGGAAAGUGGGACAGUGAAGAGCAUGUGGAUCAAGCAACUGGUAUCCUUGUUGACUUCAUUUUGGGUUGUAAAAUGAAAUUCCAUGGAUGGACCCCAGAGCAGCAGCUCAAAGGGGGCAUUGCAGCUUACAAUUGUGGUUUAAGUAGAGUUGACAACUAUGCACACGUUGACAUGCACACUACUGGGAAGGACUACUCCAAUGAUGUUGUGGGCAGGGCUCAGUGGUUUAAGCAGAAUGGAUUUUAGUAACAAAAACCUGCAAGCGAUGUGUUCCAUGUCCAGAUUUCUAUUAGAUUACUCUGUUUCUGCAUUCAGUAAAAUUUCCUAAAUCAAAAUAAACAUUGUUGUUAUAUAUGAUAUAAUCAUAAUUUACUGUGGGUUCCUGGGUUUCUGCUUAUGUGUCACUGUUGUUCUUGAAGGCUGAACAUUUUCACAGCUUGGUCAUCUACUUUUGUUGGUUUCUGUCAUUUUGUAACACAAAGAUUAUCUACAAAUUAUAAAAUAUUCUGUUUUGCAUU